Nelumbo nucifera (sacred lotus) is the source of this 390-nucleotide messenger RNA. NCBI's taxonomy places the organism in Eukaryota, Viridiplantae, Streptophyta, Magnoliopsida, Proteales, Nelumbonaceae. The record is from RefSeq and is a predicted model, not a curated record.
AUGGUUUUGGCAACCCAGGAAGGAAUAUCUGGAAUUGGAGGGAUGAUAAGAAAUGACAAAGGGGCUGUGGUGGGGAUGUUCUCAGGCCCUAUUGGAAGGGGAGACUCCACUACAGCUGAACUAAAGGCAGUGGCUUUUGGGAUACAAAAGGCUAUGGAAUUGGGAAUGAGAAAACUGGUUGUGGAAGGUGAUUCCAAAGUGGUCAUAAGCUGGUUAAAGCAAAAUGAAAAGACUCCCUGGCUCUAUAGAAAUGAAAUUAAGAAGUUUAAAUGCUUUUCCAAGGACAUGCAGUUGUUAAUACAGUGGACUCCAAGCGCGGCAAAUAGCUUUGCAGAUCAGCUAGCAAAACAUGGGGUUAACAAGGAACAUUGUUUCUGGGCUCAGUUGUAA